AACACGGACAUUGUCUGAGUCUGAACUUUCUCUCCCUCCCCCACCUCCACCAUGUGACGAUCAAUCAUCCCUAACCCCAGCAUCCUCUAUCAAUAGGCUAGACUUGGACCUUCCUCCUCCCCCAACUCCUCCUCCCCCACCACCUGUUGACUCUGAGCCUGAUCAUUUCCCUCCGCCYCCACAGGAUUUCCUUCCACCCCCUCCCUCACAGCAUGAACUGGACUCUAUGCCAUACCAGACACCUAAUCCAUCACCAGCAAAAGCCACAAAAAUGACGGUCAAAAGGGUGAAAGGUCCUGCAUUGCAUCAAGUCUCGAAGCUUGAGCCAACCAGUCAGAUUCAGAAAAUUCAACAGGCAACCUCUGAGAAACAUACAACCACAGCCAACAAAUCUGUGUUGGAAAUCAGCAAAACUCAAAAUGAAUUAACUGUUUUGUCUGAAAUCCCAAAACCCCCAGAAUCACCACGACCAUUAAAGAAAGUUUACGUCGCCCCUAUAAGAUUUACUCCUCCACCUUCCCCUCCUCCCUUCAUGAGAUCCGCUAAAUUCAAAACUCCAUUAAUACAGGCAGAGGAAAAGUACAGAAAACAGAAAGUGGAUAGUACACCACCUGCUACACCGAGUCCCAUUUUCAUGCAUGAGUCAGUCACUGCUGCCCUUGAAAUGCUUUCCUCUGAGGAGGCAGGUAUGAAGCAAUCAAAAAAGAGCAUGGCAUUUGGUUUCACUCAAGAGGUGGCUGAAAAGACUGUGACUAAUGUUAAGUCAGACACACUAUCAUCUGAUUUAUCCAAGCAGGCGCAAAUCUCAGAUACUCCUUCAAGCAUGACAUUGAUCUCUGCUGUAUAUGGGAAAAAUCGCCCUGAAUCUGCUGUUAUUUCUGCAACUAAACAGCAUAUUGUCUCUGAUCAGACAUCCAAAGUCGUUUCAGUUCAGCACCAGACCACAUCUAUUUCCUCCACAAAGCAACAGACAGUUACUGCAACUAAACAACAGGUAACUUCAGCAUCCGCCAAGCACUCACACUCUGCUGUAAGUAGCUCUCAAGCCCAGAUCUCAUCCAGUGAUGCUAAAAAGGUUGAAAAUACAAAAGCAGAUGUUCAAAAUGUCAAAGUUUACUCUCAGGAUACAAAAACACACAUCCAGAAGGAUGUAAAAAAUAAAGGUUCCCGUAAAUCUGAGGAGAAAAAGAACAAGGAUAAUUCUGCAUCCCAAGUUCCCGAGAAGGUUUCUGACCAGCCUACCYAAACAGUAAAGGGAACCCAAGAAACAAAUGUCAAAGCAGCGAAAUCACCCUCAGAAGACAAAAAUAAAAAUUCUGUAUCACAAGCACCUGAGAAGGUUGCUAAUCAACCUAUCAAAGUAGAAAAGUUAACCCCAGAAACUAACGUCAAAUCAGGCAAAAAGAAGAAGGCCAAAGGGACAGAAAAGCAAGUAGAAGUAAAAGAAACAAAACAGCCAGAUGAAACUAAGACGGGAAACAUUUCACAGGUGAAGGAUGUGAAGGUGGAAGUAAAGGAAGUCACAAAGUUGAAGGUUUCUAGUGAGCAAACACAUGCCCAGACUGACGUCAAGGUCAAGGAGGACAGUCAGAAAGCUCCUGCUAUUAAAGACAACCAACCAGCAACUCCAACUUCUGCAAGAAAGAAGAAGAAGAGGAAGUCAAAAGCUAAAGAUGCAGCUGCCACCACAGAAUCAACUAAAUCUCUUUCUGAAAGUUCCACUCAAAGUCAGGAGAUACAAACAGCCCAUCAAGAGGAGCAGAUCCAGGUACAUAAGGAAGUUAUUAUCCCUGAAAGCAAAGUUGAAAGAAAAGUUAAUCAAAGUGUCCAGCAACAGGGAACAGUUAAAGUAGAAAAGCGGGUCGAGCCAUCUCAAAAGAAGAAAGAGUUGACAGGAAGCCAACAGAUUCAAGAGAAACCAAAGGAAGAGUACAGAAAUGUUCCAGUCAAAGUGGAAAGUGGAAAAAUGACAAACAUGUCAGCACAAAAGGAACCUGCGAAGCCCUCAACAGAGAGCACUGAGGAUUCUCAAAGACGAGAACAUGUCCAGYAGUUAAUCUCACAUAUAACAGAGUUAGAGGGAGCUUCAGGAAAAAUAGAUUCGAAAUCUGUGAAGACACUGCUCAAUACUAUUCCAGAGUGGCUCAUUGGUCCCGAGGAAAAUCUUUAUUUGGAGGGAACUGCAGUUGAGCAUAAUAUACAAAAGCUUACAGAAAUGGUUUCAUAUGUGAAAAAACGAGCAAAGGCAAAGUUGAUGUGUUUAGAGGGGAUCCACACUAAUCUGGAGAAGCGUGAGUGUGAACCUACUUCUGAAAAGAUCAUUGUUGGUGGUGCAACUCAAAGAAUACAUCAAAUAAGUAUUGGCUCUUUGAAAGUUGAAAGUCAAAAGAAAGUUGUGGAAAGCAAAGCAACAUCACAUGAAAGCAAAAUGCAAGAGUUGAGUGUAAAAUCUAUGCGCUCACCCUCACCCUUACUAAGGAUGCGCUCACCCUCACCCUUACUAAGGAUGCGCUCACCCUCACCAACCUUUAUUACCAUUGAAUCUACCCGGAGAACUGACUCUCCUCAGAGAAUAACCCCAUCACCUAUCCUAACGCACAGACCAGCCACUCCCCCAACACCUCCCCCCCGCAAAUCGGAAACUCCUACAACACGCAUCAAUAGGGCCACACCCUCUCCAACCUUCUCUAGGGCAGAGAACUUGGCGCGGCUAAAAGAUACUACAGCCAAGCUUUCCCGUGGGGUGACACCGCCUCCAGUUUCACUUCCUAUGCAAGUCACAGAAAAGAAAUCUGAGAUUGUGGAAUCCCCUGCAUCAUUCCAUCGGCAGAUCAAAAUUGAGGCACAAGCUGAGGGAACUUCAGAGGUGUCAGACACAACAAUUGUCACUCAAGAGGCUCAAAAGGCUGGUGUAAAGGUCACAGAUAAAGAGUCAUUCCAUCAAACGGAUAAAGAAGUCAUGGAAGCUUCUGAAAUGUCAGACUUGUCAAUGGUGACUAUGUCAGUGAGAAACAAGAGGGAGUUUUUUGAAGAUGCUCAAAAAGCUGAGGUAAAUAAGACCAAUGUGCGAAAAGAUCCCAUCGACAGCCCAGAGCACUUGGGCCCAGACAGGGAGGAGCUCAAAACAACAAAGCAAGAGAGUAAGGAUGACACACAAAGCACAUCUGAGAAGGUCACAGAGAACAAAGCUGAAAUAGUGGGAUCUGCAAAGUCAACUGAUAAAGAAUUGACGGAAGCUUCAAAAAUCUCAAACUCAUUAGCAGCAACUACAUCAGUGAGAGACAAGAGAGAGUUUUUUGAAGAGGCUCAUAAAGCUAAAGUAAAUAAGAUGUAUGUUCGAAGGGAUCCCAUUGAUAUCCCAGAGCGAUUGGGUCCAGACAUGGAGGAGCUCAAACCAGAAAACCAAGAGAACGAGAAGGAGGACCUUCCAAAGGUGGACUUGUCAGGAUUAGUCAACAAAUUUGAAACACCGGAAGAUAAAGUUUACGUCAGAAAGCCAAUGAGAGAAAGACGUGGAAAUGAGAUGGAAUAUACAGAGACUGACGUAGAAAAUACAAUUACUCAAGAAGAAGAGAUGCCAACUUUUGACAUCAAGGCUAUUAAAAAUGUUUUUGAAAUGGUUGAGCAAAGUCCCUCCUUCAAAGGGGAGAAAAAUAAACAGGAGGAGCUGGAGUCAAACCUGAGUGAAAACACAAGAGAUAGUUCAAAGCAGGAUAACACCCAGGAGACACAGAGGGGCUUCGGGCAGAUCUCGCCCCUGCCUUCCCAGAAAGAAGUGCAAAUCCUGUCAGCAGACCCAACAGGCUUCUCUGAAAAGUCAGUCACAGAGCAUUUCUCAAGCUUAGAUGAAUUCGGCAACAAGACAAUUGGAUCACUGAGCAGCACAACUGUUUCCCAGCACUCAGAGAGCAUAAUAACCCACCAUGCCCCCUUCUCAUAUGCUGACAUGGUAAAAAAAAAAAAGGGGMCUGAGGUGACGACGUCUGAAUCCCCGGAAGAGGCUUCCACUGAAGAGUUGCUGAGGAAUUUCCACAAAACAUGGACUGAGAGUGAGAGUGUUUUCAAGAGUCUCGGCUACAGUGUUUCGGAGGAGAAAACAUCACAUGUUGUGUCACAUCAAACAAAGACCGUUGUUACUGACUCGAAUUCCCAAGUCGGAGCUUUGCACUGUGUGUCAGAGGAGGGUCUAUCCGAUGGAGGCUCUAAUAACGGACAGAAAAAAAUUCCAUAAAUCCUGUUUCUGCUGCGAGCACUGCCAAAAUAAAUUAAGCCUUGGCAACUAUGUCUCUCUCCAUGGACAUCUGUGCAUUGUUUGUAGUGUGGUAAACACACACUACAAACAACUCUUCAAGUCCAAAAGGG
This is a messenger RNA of Salvelinus sp. IW2-2015, 4362 nucleotides long. The record is from RefSeq and is a predicted model, not a curated record. NCBI's taxonomy places the organism in Eukaryota, Metazoa, Chordata, Actinopteri, Salmoniformes, Salmonidae.